Messenger RNA from Heteronotia binoei (common prickly gecko), 2648 nucleotides. RefSeq names its product WSC domain containing 1 (gene WSCD1). NCBI's taxonomy places the organism in Eukaryota, Metazoa, Chordata, Lepidosauria, Squamata, Gekkonidae. The transcript has 8 exons. The record is from RefSeq and is a predicted model, not a curated record. Bases 268 to 2007 code for a protein of 579 amino acids. Gene Ontology annotation, molecular function: sulfotransferase activity.
UGAGGGCCUUCGGUGGGUGAAAAGCAACAGGCUAUGCUGAAGAAGAUGCCUGCAAUGUUCUGCAGCACAAGUAUGGACCUCCUCAUGGCUCAGAACUUUCUGGAAACAGAUGGCAAUGGAUACGUGGUUGGAUAUGAUUGUGGAAGAAAACGAUUUUAAGAGAGUGAAAGUUCUAAGAUCAUGAGAUGAACCGAUGGGAGGACAUAGCAGAAGGCUUCAAGGCCAUUCCCAAGGUGUGAAAGAGCCCCAUUUCAUCACAAGAGGGGCAUGGCCAAACCUUUUUUCAAACCACAGAAGUUUCUUCGCAGGACUCAGUGUCUGCUUUUUUUCCUCACAGCAGCUUACCUGAUGGCUGGCAGUCUUUUGCUUCUGCAGCGCUCUCGCUUGGUGCUCCAACAAAGUUCUCAUGGGACUUCUGGAAAUCAGCCCCUGCCUGUAGCAGACUUCAUGCUCAGUGCUGGGAACACAGACAGCAGACAACGCCCUCAGUCUCAUUUAAGCCUCCUGGUAAACAUGGAACAGCUCCAUGGGCCAGCACCAGACCAUAAGUAUGGGCCACGGUGGUUGAUGUAUCGUAAUUCAGAACUGAGACAGUUACGAAGGAGGUGGUUUCUCAGGUUCAUCAAUGAACAGGAGCCAGCACAGGCUACAGAGGUGAAAGCAGGGAAGCCAGCAUCUGGAGGCAGAGGCACUUACAUUGGAUGCUUCAGUGACGAUUCCAGAGAGAGGACUUUGAAAGGUGCCGUGUUUUAUGACUUGAGGAAAAUGACAGUUUCUCACUGCCAGGAAGCUUGUGCUGAAAGGGCUUAUACUUAUGCUGGUUUGGAGUAUGGAGCAGAAUGCUACUGUGGAAACAAGUUACCCUUGACUGUAGCAAAACAGGAGGAGUGCAACAAUGAAUGUAAAGGAGAAAAAGGAAUCAUCUGUGGAGGAGUGAACAGGCUUUCUGUUUUCCGGGUGGAGGAGUCAUGGACAGGACCCAAGCGACGGCGAAAUAUUAUCUAUCGAGGAUGCUUUCGAGUGCCAGAGAAUUUAACAAACACCUUGCCAGCCACUUUGAUGCACUCCAAUUUGACAGUGGAGAUGUGCUCUGAAUUUUGCUCCAAGAAAGAAUUCCCCCUGGCUGUCCUCAGAGGGCCUAAUUGCCACUGUGGCUUCCUUACCAUUCAUUUCCCUCUGCACAACAGUUCAGACAGAUCCCUCUGCAGAAGGCUGCAGAAUGUGAGCAGCACAGCUGAAAUGCCAAGUGGGGAGAACUAUGGCCUUGUCUAUCAAACUCCAGUCCAAGAUACCCGAUGUACUGACCGGAAGUUUCUCCCUACAAAAUCCAAAGCAUUUGUUGCUCUGUCAAGCUUCCCGGGAGCCGGAAACACCUGGGCCCGUCACCUCAUAGAACACGCCACAGGAUUCUACACAGGGAGCUACUACUUUGAUGGGACCCUGUACAAUAAAGGUUUUAAAGGGGAAAAAGAUCACUGGAGAAGUAGAAGGACUAUUUGUGUCAAAACACAUGAGAGCGGCAGAAAGGAAAUUGAAAUGUUUGAUUCAGCCAUCUUGCUGAUACGGAAUCCCUACAAGUCGCUUGUGGCAGAAUUUAAUCGGAAAUGUGCCGGUCACCUUGGAUAUGCUACAGACCAGAACUGGAAAAGCAAAGAAUGGCCAGAUUUUGUAAACAGCUAUGCCUCCUGGUGGGCUUCUCAUGCCCUUGACUGGCUGAGGUACGGGAAGCAUCUCCUUGUCGUUCACUAUGAAGACUUGAAGCAGAACCUCUUGUCCCAGCUCCACAAAAUGGUGGCAUUUCUGAAUGUCAGUGUGGCUGAGGACCGACUGCUCUGUGUGGAAAACAACCGUGAUGGGAAUUUCAAGCGGUCCGGUGCCAGGCAGAAAAGAUUUGAACCGUUUACAAAAGAAAUGAAAGACUUGAUCAAUAAAUAUAUUGUUAUUGUGGACAAAGCUCUAAGGGACAGAAACUUCACUGGGCUGCCAAAAGAAUAUUUGCCCAGAUGAUGGCCCAUAGUAGGUGAGCUGCAUUUUCAAAAAAUCUUAACAAUAAAAAAGACUAGAGUUUUAUAGCAGUAAAAAAGGCAAGAUUUGUGUAUAGUCUGCUGAUGAAUGCAAAUUCUCAACACUUGGAUGUUCUUCAGGGGUACACUAAGUGCUUUGACCAGCAAGCAAUGAAGGCUGGAAAUUGGGUUCUAAACCAAGGCAAAAGCUAUUAGCAUCUGCCUGAGUGUUGUCUUCUUCUCUAUAAAUGGCUACAAAUGGUAACACUUUGGUGCGCUGCUAAUUCCAGGCAACAACAAAAAUGGCCUCUUGGUCUCAUCCUAACUGCAGACUAGCAAUCCUUUGUCAAGAGUAUCUAGAGAUUUUUCUAGCAAUUUGGCAAUUCAGAUGUGUACAUUUUACCUGUUUUUUGUUGUUGUUGUUUAAAACUCAGCCUGAUAAAUAGUUUUAACUAAUCAUUUAAAAUGGCAAAUGAAUGGUUUCUUUGCUUUUUUCCUUCACUAAAACAAUCUCCAUAAGUUCUAAACUAAUGUUUUAAAUUUGGGAUAUAUCAAGAAGGUUGUAAUUUGAGGAGUUGUGUUUGUCUUUUGACUUUAAUAUUACUGGCUCAGAGCAGGGGAGUUUCCCCUAGUUUUAGUUUGAUU